UGGUGCACUUACCACACGAAGUCCUUGGUGGAAAAAGCGUGCACCAAUACUCUGAAGGCCUUAAAUUUGGAUUACCUGGACCUCUACCUCAUCCAUUGGCCCAUGGGUUUCAAGCCUGGAGACAAAGACCUACCUUUGGACUGCAAUGGCAUGGUCAUACCCAGCAGCACAGACUUCCUGGACACCUGGGAGGCCAUGGAGGACCUGGUGAUUUCAGGGAUGGUGAAGUACAUCGGGGUGUCAAACUUCAAUCACAAGCAGCUUGAGAGACUUUUGAAUAAGCCUGGUCUGAGGUUCAAGCCAGUAACUAACCAGAUUGAAUGCCAUCCAUAUCUUACCCAGAAGAAUCUGAUUGAUUUUUGCCGAAAACAUGAUGUGUCUGUGACGGCUUACCGUCCUCUCGGUGGCUCAAGUGAGGGAGUCGACUUGAUGGACAAUCCUGUCAUUCAGGAGAUUGCAAAGAAGCAUGGGAAGUCUCCUGCUCAGAUUUUGAUCCUAUUUCAGAUCCAAAGGAAUGUGAUAGUAAUUCCCAAAUCUGUCACCCCAAGUCGGAUUCGAGAGAAUUUCGAGCUGACAUCUAUUCUACGUGGUGUUGGUGACCAGCCUCUCAUGUGGAGACACAGGACAGGCUCUUUCCAUCCCAGGGCUACCCUCUCCCCCGGGCCUGGAUGUCUUCUCCAUUUAACACAAGAGGGGCAUGGAGGUAUUUGAUUUUGAAUUAACAGA
Molecule: messenger RNA, 726 nt
Organism: Nannospalax galili (Upper Galilee mountains blind mole rat)
Lineage: Eukaryota; Metazoa; Chordata; Mammalia; Rodentia; Spalacidae
Product: 1,5-anhydro-D-fructose reductase
Cellular component (GO): cytosol
Molecular function (GO): aldose reductase (NADPH) activity
Source: RefSeq, a predicted model, not a curated record